Apus apus (common swift) is the source of this 4729-nucleotide messenger RNA. RefSeq names its product adenosine deaminase RNA specific B1 (gene ADARB1). The coding region runs from base 1954 to 4053 and encodes 699 amino acids. The transcript is spliced from 11 exons. The record is from RefSeq and is a predicted model, not a curated record. Gene Ontology annotation, biological process: adenosine to inosine editing; RNA processing. Gene Ontology annotation, cellular component: cytoplasm; nucleolus. Lineage: Eukaryota; Metazoa; Chordata; Aves; Apodiformes; Apodidae. Gene Ontology annotation, molecular function: double-stranded RNA adenosine deaminase activity; double-stranded RNA binding; tRNA-specific adenosine deaminase activity.
AUGUUUAGAAUAAUUAGUGAUGGAAUACCCUUUUAAAAUAAUUGUUUGGGUUUAUCUAGCGCUCAGUGGUAGUGAUAUCUGCCUCUAAAAAUAGGCAGGCCUCCUGUGUAAUGAGUCUGGUAGUAUAAACAGUCACCUCUUGAAUGACUGUUGUUACUUUUAGGAUGUCUAAGAUAAAUGCUUUUGGGGGUUUUGCCAAAUCCUCUGUCUGACUUUUUUUUUCCUGCAGUGAAUAAUGUGGUUCUUGCCCUUUCUGGCCUGUAGUCAUGCAAUGACCAGAGGGAAAGGAACCAGAGUUUAGUAACUCUGGCCAUUCAGGACCGGCACAGCAGGACAGAAAAGCUUCCUACCACUCCACUGGCAGCCCAAGGCCAAGCAGCCCAGUCUCUCCCACAAAAUUCCUGCUCUGCAUGUUCACAGGGCCAUGACCAGCAGUUGGCUGAGAGGUGAUGGUGCGUCCCUCCUGCUGGGAGGAGGCACCGUCCUCAGGUCAGGGAGUGCCAGGCUCUGUUGGUCUGUGGUGUUGGAGCGGAGGGAGCAGCAGCUCGGGGCGCUGGUGGCACUGCUGGUGCUGCUGGGCUCUGGCUCCGCCAGGCUGGCCUCCUGGGGUGCCCUCCCCAAGUUUGCCGAGGCACAGCUGCAGGAACGCCGAGCUCCUGCUUCCAGUAAUUGGGGAAGAGGAUUGUGCGAGGAAUUUUCUCACGUUUUGCUGCACGGUUUAUUGGAGCGUGACAGAUGAGCUGCGGCCCUCGCCCCCUGCUGCAAAUGGGCUUUUUAAAGGUUCUGUUCAGCAGCCUGGCUUGGCCAAGGCUGGUCAGGGGUGGCUUGUGUGCAAAAGCACCAGCUUCUCAGCUCAAGGGAGUGCAGCCCAGCCUUUCCAGCACGAGGAGAAUUCACUUAUGAAGACUUGUUUUCUGUGAAGGCGCUGUCAGAGACACUGUGCUUGGUGUUUGAAGUGGGGGAUGUCUCAUGGCUUUGCUCACACUGCCCUUGUGGACCUCAGAACAUUUUGAUAUUUGCCCCCACCAGCUUGUUCAGAUGUACCAUUGUGCUCUGGUGAAGGUUUAGUGCCCUUCUGUGGGCUGUAUGUGGUUUGAGGAUGGAAAUGCAGUGCUGUAGGCCUUCAGCAGCAAGCCUGCCAUGAGCACGUAAGUCUUCUAGAGUACUUUUAUCUUUUUUAUGAUAAGCAAACGAGGCUUUUUUUCUCUUUUAAAAGCCAGUUGUUUUAAGUUGAGUGAGUAAAGCCUUCUAAAUUGCUGGGGUUAUUAGCUCAGACAGAGCAUCAUCGUGGUUUGGGACUGCAAGCAGGUCAGGCUCUGCUGCCCUCCAGCAGACUCAUCUCUCUGCUCAACCUGCCCUGAACUGGUGCCCUUGGACAUUUGCAGUCACUUGGUCAGAGACUAGGGUUCCUGUUGAUCAGGGUGAUGGCAGGCACUCGUGGUGGGGACUGGAAAUACACCCUCUAGAGAACAUGGCAUCAAUGUUUUUGCGGUCUCAUCUGUGACUUGAGGAGGCUUUGGGAAUGGCAGGGUGGGUGGGUGUGCCCCUGGUGAGGAAUGUUUCCCUGUCUGCCCGGGCUGAAUGAGUAUGGUAGUGCUUCUCUGUGCCAGGGUGAUUUUAGGCUGAAACAGGCUGCAUCCAGGUGCUAGCAGUGAGUGUGGCUUGUCAGGUUGCUGCCUUUGAAGUCAGUUGGGUGAGCUCAGGACCCUGACUCCUUGGGUAGGGAUCUUUAUUGGAACGUCUGCAGCCGGGGUCGGGUGGACUUUGCACGUUGCACUUGCUGCUUCUGCAGCUUCCGAGACCAGUAAGUGCUUGGCACCUUUGGAACUCAGGCCAUCCAGCUGCUGCACUAUGGAUUUCAGUUUAAGUGUUUCAGAAUCACCAUGUGUCUCUAAUAAUUAAAAAGACAGAAGCAGUCUCCGCCAGCCAAGAAACCAGCAAAAAAACUUCACCAUGGAUGCAGACGAUGAAGAGAACAUGAGUUCGAGCAGCACCGACGUUAAGGAAAACCGCAACGUGGACAACGUUCCCGCCAAGGACGGUGGCGGGCAAGGCGCCGGGGAGGGGACACCGCUCUCCAACGGGGGUGGCAGCAGCAGCAGGAAGCGUCCCCUGGAGGAGGGCAACAAUGGCCACUCCAAAUUCCGCCCGAAGAAGAGGAAGAAAACGCCCGGCCCCGUUCUGCCAAAGAACGCCCUGAUGCAACUCAAUGAGAUUAAGCCUGGUUUACAGUACAAACUCCUCUCCCAGACGGGGCCCGUCCACGCCCCCAUGUUCGUGAUGGCGGUCGAAGUCAACGGGCAGGUGUUCGAGGGGUCUGGCCCCACGAAAAAGAAAGCCAAGCUCCAUGCUGCCGAGAAGGCCCUGCGGUCUUUUGUCCAGUUUCCAAAUGCCUCAGAAGCCCACCUGGCGAUGGGCAGGACUCUGUCCGUCAACACGGACUUCACCUCCGACCAGGCGGACUUCCCCGACACCCUUUUCAACGGGUUUGAAACGCCGGUCCCUUCCGACGCCUCCUUCUACCUGGGCUCCAACGGGGACGGCGCCUUUGGCUCCGGGGGGGACUACGCUUUGCCGUCCUCGGCCGUGGCCAGCAGCCUCUCCCAGUCGCCUCUCCCCGCGCCGUCGCCCUACCCCUCCGCCAGCGGGAAGAACCCCGUCAUGAUCCUCAACGAGCUGCGGCCCGGGCUGAAGUACGAGUUCCUCUCGGAGAGCGGGGAGAGCCACGCCAAAAACUUUGUCAUGGCCGUGGCUGUGGAUGGUCAGACUUUUGAAGGCUCAGGAAGGAACAAAAAGCUGGCAAAAGCUCGGGCCGCGCAGUCGGCCCUGGCGUCCUUGUUUAACAUGCAGCUGGACCAGACCCCGUCUCGACAGCCCAUUCCCAGUGAGGGGCUCCAGUUACACUUGCCGCAGGUUUUAGCUGAUGCUGUUGCACGCUUGGUUGUAGAUAAAUUCAGUGAUUUGACAGAAAAUUUCACAUCUCCACAUGCACGUAGAAAAGUCCUUGCUGGAAUUGUCAUGACAACAGGUACAGACGUGAAAGAUGCCCUGGUGAUAAGUGUUUCUACAGGAACCAAAUGCAUCAAUGGUGAAUACAUGAGCGAUCGUGGCCUCGCGCUAAACGACUGUCACGCGGAAAUUGUAUCUCGCCGGUGCCUGCUUAAAUUUCUGUACACACAACUUGAGCUUUAUCUCAGCAAUAAAGAAGAACAACAAAAAUCCAUUUUUAUCAAGUCAGAGCGAGGCGGGUUUAAGCUGAAGGAGAAUGUGCAGUUUCAUCUCUAUAUCAGCACAUCUCCUUGUGGCGACGCACGGAUCUUCUCACCACACGAAGCAGCACAGGAGGACCAAGGGGACAGGCAUCCAAACCGCAAAGCCAGAGGACAACUGCGGACCAAGAUAGAAUCUGGGGAAGGGACCAUCCCUGUGCGCUCCACUACCACCAUCCAGACCUGGGAUGGUGUCCUGCAGGGAGAAAGGCUGCUCACCAUGUCCUGCAGUGACAAGAUAGCAAGGUGGAACGUAUUGGGUAUUCAAGGAGCCUUACUUAGCCUCUUUGUGGAGCCAAUUUACUUCUCUAGCAUCAUCUUGGGGAGUUUAUAUCAUGGGGAUCAUCUAUCCAGAGCCGUAUACCAGAGGAUAGCAGAGAUAGAAGAUCUACCACCUCUUUAUACACUCAACAGACCUUUACUUAGUGGUAUUAGCAAUGCAGAAGCCCGUCAGCCGGGGAAAGCACCAAACUUCAGUGUGAACUGGACAGUAGGAGACACGGGCCUGGAAGUGAUUAAUGCUACGACGGGCAAAGACGAAAUGGGACGAGCGUCUCGGCUGUGCAAACACGCCUUCUACAGCCGCUGGAUGCGUGUCCAUGCCAAGCUUUCCUCCAGCUUGCGCUCCAAGAUCCUCAAGCCUAACCUGUACCACGAAACCAAGCAAGGAGCCACUGAGUAUCAAACUGCCAAAGAGUGCUUGUUUAAAGCAUUCCUGAAGGCAGGACUUGGAGCCUGGGUGGAAAAACCCAUAGAACAGGAUCAGUUUUCUCUCACGGUCUAAUUCACAGACUGCACAUCACUUUGGAAAGGGAGUCGUUCUGGAAAUCCGUGGUGUCCAGCAUUGCUUUCUGGCAUCUCCACAACCAUCAAAACAUCUUUUUACUCUUUGGAGUUGUUUAUUUUCCUUUGUUUGGUUUUUUUUUUUCAAACUUCAUAGUAACUGUUUCUGGUUUGCGUAAGUAUUGAAACUCAAUGAUCUGACACAAAAUUGUAUAUUUUGUUACGGGAAAGUAAUUUCUGGUGCAUUUCUGGAAAUACUUUAACUGUAGGAAACUUGCAGUAAGGCUCUCCUUACAGUAUACAAUGACUCAUUUUUUCUGGGUUAAAAUAAUUUCUUUUUUUAAUUCAAUGUCAUCAAGUGCAUGAAGAAAUGAAAGUUUCUCUAGGUUUUACACCACACUUUUAGGAAGUAGCUUAAUUUUUUUUUUUAAAGAAAAUAGGUGACAAAGCUGAUUCUUCUCCUCUGUUUACUUGUUUUUGAACUGCAGGUAUUUUUAGCAUAUAGACCACAGAGCCAGAAUGGAGUCUGGACAGCUAGUUUUUCCCCACUUCCUUGCUCUUUAAAACCAGCUGCUGAAAAUUUAAUGUCUUUGAUGUAUGUAUUUAUUAGCCUGUGACCCAGUUUUUAACAUGCAGCUUUUGAUUCUGUUUUUAAAAAUACAUUUACCUCCCAUUUA